CCGACCUGGAAAAUUGGACAACUCAGCGAAAGAACAUAAAAAAAAGAGCACUUAUUUCCCUGUAUUGAGUUGCAUUUAAUUUCAUUUGCCACGCCAACGCGACACAACAAAACAUGCAAGAGGCAUAUGUUAAUAUUAAUAAUAUACCGACGCAUAUAAUUACCUAUGGGAAAUGGAUUGAGGAGACAAUAACGGAAAAGGAAUUGGUCAUAUGCAUCACUGGGAAUCCAGGACUGCCCGGUUUCUAUACCGAAUUCGGCGAGAGCCUACAGCAAGAGUUGGGUAAUCUGCCCGUCUGGGUGAUUGGUCAUGCUGGACACGACGAUCCACCCGAAGCAAGCAUUCGGGAGGUGCCCCAACUUAGUGGCAAUGAGGAGCUUUUUAAUUUGGAUGGCCAGAUAAGGCAUAAAAUCGAAUUCAUUACAAAAUACGUUCCCAGCGAUGUGAAAAUUCACCUAAUUGGUCAUUCGAUUGGCGCCUGGAUGAUAUUACAACUUCUUCAGGAGCAGAGCAUAAGGAAACGCAUCAAAAAGUGUUAUAUGCUCUUUCCCACUGUUGAACGGAUGAUGGAAUCACCCAAUGGUUGGGUAUUCACCAAAAUAGCGAUGCCCCUGUAUUCCGUUUUUGGUUAUAUAUUUUUUAAUUUUUUCAAUUUUCUACCUGUUUGGCUGCGCAUGAUCUUGAUACAGAUAUACUUUUUAAUAUUCUCAAUACCGAAAGUGUUCAUCGGUACGGCGUUAAAGUAUUCCAAGGCUUCGGUGGCAGAGAAAGUUGUCUUUCUGGCCGAUGAUGAGAUGGCACGGGUCAUUGGACUUCAGCACGAUAUUGUGGAAAAGAAUUUGGAUUUGUUGAAAUUCUAUUAUGGGACCACAGAUGGCUGGGUCCCCAUCUCGUAUUAUGAGCAAUUGAAAAAACAGUAUCCCCAGGUGGAUGCUCAAUUGGAUACAAAGAAAAUCGAUCAUGCCUUUGUCCUAAGACACUCGAAGCCCAUGGCACUAAUUGUUAGGGAUAUGAUUGAAGAGAAUCGGGAACAGAGCAAUAUGUAGUUACUGUGUGUCAAUCUAUAGCCAAUUGUUGCCUAAUGAUCUAAGCAUGCUGGAUAAUGAUUCAUGCUAAUUCUUAUCAGCAUUUCUUUAGGCUAGAUUUCAAUACAGAAGAUAAGGUAAACACCUGAUCGGUGAUUACUAAGUAAUAAUUAAUAGAUAAGUAUAAACACCGUGUAUAUUCCAAUCCAAUUUUAAGGCAUUUGAUUUCGAAUAAGGAAUUUACUCUCCCCUUUCUUGCCCGUUUAAGAUGUUUAAUUCCUUGAGUUUUAGAUUGAUAUUUCAACUAGUAAGCGACUGGAAUCCGAUGUUACUUUUUAGCGACACUUAAGCAAUUGUCACAGAAAUAUUUUUUUUUAAUUUUAUUUAAUUCUUUUGCAUCUCGAAACGAAAGGAAAUAAAAUUUAUAGUAAUCAAAUGAA
Molecule: messenger RNA, 1465 nt
Organism: Drosophila willistoni
Lineage: Eukaryota; Metazoa; Arthropoda; Insecta; Diptera; Drosophilidae
Gene: sturkopf
Product: lipid droplet-associated hydrolase
Exons: 2
Coding region: 114-1046 (310 amino acids)
Biological process (GO): lipid storage
Cellular component (GO): lipid droplet
Molecular function (GO): lipase activity
Source: RefSeq, a predicted model, not a curated record